ACGCCCCCUGUGUCUUUCACAAGUUCAGCUAUUCCUUUAAAUAUUAAGCAUGACCGGAUUUACGUUAUGUGGACCAGAGCUCCUUCAGUGAACUCCAGUUCUAACGAGAAAGAGAGGAGAACACGCCUGACUCCCUUUGGCAGCAGCCUAUAUCGGGGGCGUGGGGCUUGUUGCGCACUUGUUAUUUCCUUGUCCUGGGACGUUACUUUGCGACGUGAUCCGCUGUCAUCAGUGUCCAAUCUCCAGGCUGGCGGUCUACAUUUCCUAACAGCACAUGUCCACAGCCAAAUGCAUUCGUAGCCCAAAUACUUCACAGCUGUCAAGGACGUGGAAGACCCGAUAUGCUCCGUUACUAAGACGAAAGUCCUUAACAGACUAUUUAUUUAGGAUCAUCAACACUCACUCAGCGCGAGCUUGUGACGGAGAGCGCGUGCUGCUCCGGUGCCCGCGCCACUCCACGAUCUCCGUCGGGUCCGCGUUCUAUGGGCAGAGGGAGGCGCGCGGCGACCCCGAGACAGCCUCGUGCCAGCGGCACGCUGCCAGCUGCUCCGCGUCCACUGCGUUGCAGAAGAUGUUGUUAGAAUGCCAAGGCCACAGAUACUGCCAGAUUCUGGUUCAUCCUCAUUUGUUUGGCCGAGACCCUUGCCCUGGAACUCCCAAACACCUUCAUGUCUCUUACAGCUGUAAGCCCACAGAGCAUAAAAACAGGACGAGAUGUGAGGGAGAUCAGAUGCUCCUUCACUGCAGGUAUCCGAGAGUGCUGAACGUCUAUUCUGCUGUGUACGGACGAGAGCAGGGAAACAGGGAGGUGUGUCUCAAAGAGGAGGAACAGACCCCACCCUUUGAAUGUUUAUGUCACGGGGCCUUAGAUGUGGUGAGACGUGCAUGUUACGGGAAGCAGCGCUGCCUGCUUCACAUCGAUGAUGAGCAUUUCCGAAACCCCUGCUUCCCUGGAACCAGGAAGUACCUCACUGUGCUCUACUCAUGCAUUCCACAGAGUUUACUCAAAGAGGCUGACCCAAACUAUUUCAGAACUACCUCGCUACCCAGUGAGACCACAAAGCCAGGAGAUCCCAGUUUGCCCAAACAGAAUGGAAUAAGGCCUAUUGUGAGCAGCUCGCUUAUGACAUAUGGCUACAUUACAGAGCACGUGGAGAUGGCUGGCCUGCUCUUUGUCUCGAGUGUGUGUCUGGGGCUGUUCGUGGUCCUGCUGGUCGUCUCCGUGCGGAUAACCUGUAACAGGCAUCGCGAAGGAGCAAGCUGUUCGGAUGAGAAGAGAGGCCUCCAGGAACCAAAUACCGAAGAUGACGACGGUGAUAACGGCGAGGAAGAGGAGGGUUCAGAAGCGCUGACGGACAGCUCCACGGCAGACCUGGGCAGGAAGGUGUAUUGUUGGGAAGAGGUGACGUACACCACCGAGGCGGCUGAGCUGAUGGAGAGACUAGAACGUCGCGACAUGAUCAUUCAGGAGAUUGGCAUGAACGCGUACAUCAACGGAAUGUCCUGCACCCUCCACUGCCCCAAACACAUGCAGUAAUUUAAUAGUCUAGCUGUUUUGUUCCUACAGAUGAAUACAUGUAUGUGUGUCGACACUUUAGUGGUCAAAGCAUUUAGAAGGAUAAAGGACUCCUCAGGUGACCUGAUCACUGUGUGGUCAGUAGACAAAAACUUGUGCACUUUACACAUUAGCAUAAUGCAUUUCCUACACUUGUUGUUAAAAUGUUAUUUCAUACCAAAUAAAAUCCAUUUAAAGUGUUGAAA
This is a messenger RNA of Electrophorus electricus (electric eel), 1761 nucleotides long. It is a transcript of the gene eva1c, whose product is annotated as eva-1 homolog C (C. elegans). Gene Ontology annotation, molecular function: carbohydrate binding. The record is from RefSeq and is a predicted model, not a curated record. Lineage: Eukaryota; Metazoa; Chordata; Actinopteri; Gymnotiformes; Gymnotidae.